Messenger RNA from Hyalella azteca, 4152 nucleotides. RefSeq names its product serine/threonine-protein kinase PKH3. The record is from RefSeq and is a predicted model, not a curated record. Gene Ontology annotation, cellular component: nucleus. The coding region runs from base 347 to 3595 and encodes 1082 amino acids. Gene Ontology annotation, biological process: positive regulation of apoptotic process; intracellular signal transduction; protein phosphorylation. NCBI's taxonomy places the organism in Eukaryota, Metazoa, Arthropoda, Malacostraca, Amphipoda, Hyalellidae. Gene Ontology annotation, molecular function: protein serine/threonine kinase activity; ATP binding. The transcript has 7 exons.
GAGCCAAGUCAGUCUCAGUUAACGUCAGCGGUUCGCGCGGCAAGCUGGGCGCCAUCAACGUCCUCAUAUCCACGAGACUCCCGUCGUCCACUGCCCAACUCAUUGAGCUUGGGUCUGAUUUUCCCGAAGAGUUUUGCAAGCUGUGACUUUUUCAGUGUCCUCAGUGUGAAGUGCAAUGAAUAUCGCCGAAAAUUUACUAAUCUGUUUUCCAGUUACGUAAGUCUUUUAACGUGAUUAAGACUAGCAUCACACACGAAAUCAAUUGGAAACGACACAAAGGUGAUUUUUACUGAAGCACUACAAACUUGAGGAUAGGAGUGAGACUACAGAAGCAAAAGCUCGGGUUAUGCAUUUGAGCGACGUAGGAGGCAUGAGGGGUAAUGUGCUACUUAGCAAAGGCAUGUGGAGGGCAGUGCCUGAGACAGGGCAAGUCUCCCUCUCAGAGCAGACCCUUGCAAGCAUCGUCAACACAGACCCCAUCGAGAAGUGGUACAUCCUAGACCCAGAACCCAUUGCCAGGGGCCAGUUCGCGACAGUGUACCACUGUCGGCACCGCGUCACGGGGGAGGAGUUCGCCGUGAAGUUCUCCAGCAGGCGACGCUUGGGCGCCGAUGCCACGCCUGACAUCAUCCAUGAGAUCGCAGUGAACGCCAUCCUGGCGAGCUGCUCGCACAACGUCAAGCUGCACGACGUCUUCACCACAGACACCGCCUUCGUGCUCAUCAUGGAAUUCGCCCCUGGCGGUGAUCUCCAAACGCUGCUAGACGAAAAUUUGGUCCCUUACGAACGCGACGUUAUCAACUUCUUGCGCCAGCUGCUGGAAGGCUUGGUGUUUAUCCACGACAGGAGCCUCGUGCAUCUCGACAUCAAGCCCCAGAACCUGGUUUUGAUGGGGGAGUUCCCGGACUGCGCCGUCAAGCUCUGCGACUUCGAAAUAUCGAGGCACAUCACGCCCGGCUACGAAGUGCGCGAGAUCCUCGGCACGCCGGACUACGUUGCCCCAGAGAUCCUGCAUUACGAACCCAUCACCACAAGAACUGACAUGUGGUCCCUGGGUGUAUUGACGUACGUCCUCCUGACGGGUUUCCUACCCUUCGGUGGGGACAGCGACCAGGAAACCUUCAUGCAGAUCUCCAGGGGAGAGCUCGACUUCCCCAACGAGCUUUUCGAAGAUAUCACGCCCGAAGCCAUCGACUUUAUGAAGAAGUUACUCGUUCGACAACCUGAGAGGAGGAUGAGCGCACGAGAGUGCCUUAAACACCCAUGGAUGCAGAGGCCGAUGACCCGACCAACGCCCCCGUCUACUCUUGAUCUGCCUGCCCCAGUGACGCCCAGUCCGCCCUCCCACACUCCCUAUGUCAGUAGAGCCGAGUCAUCUCCCUCAGUGAUUACUACGACCGUCACUUCCGAUAUCAAGGGCGACGGAAACGAGACGAGCGACUUGGAAUCUUUAGAUGACAAAACUCCUACCACUCCUCUGUCUAGCCGUCCUCCACUGCACCCUCGUUCUUCCCUCAAAUCUUUGAGUGUCACAAGCGACAUCCUGCCGGUUGGCUCCACAUCACACGCAGUGACGCCCUUGUCGGGAAUAACUCCCUUCCUCAAUAAGGAAUCAAGAAUGGGAUCGAGGCAGAAUUUGAACAGACUCAGGACCAUGUCCAAGUCACGUGAAGUGCUUUCUGAAAGAAUUCAAAUGUCAAAUCUUAAGAAAACGCUGUCGAAAUCACGCGAGCGCCUAUACGACGCCAAGCUCGGGAUGUCAACUUCCAGAGAAGACUUAAUGACUUGCAAGAGCCUCUCGCAGUCAGUGGAGGCGUUGACAGCUCUCUCUCAACUUCACCAAAACGGAGCCCUGUACAAGAGCUGCAAUAACAUUUUUAUCCCCAAGAUCCAACACGUUAACAAAGAAGCCUGCAUGUCAGAUCGCAUGUACAAAAGCAUGGCCUGUAUAGAUCAGAUCCCUGGUAACGAUUUGUCAAAGACUAUGGGCUACUUCGAGUCCCGUUUAACUGGAGACGAUGACAACACUGACGUGAUCACACGGCGUAACACCAGCCUUAACAUCGUCAUCAGUGACACUCCUGAGUCAAAUUCCCGACUCCUGGGAAACGAUGAAACUAGACUUGGAGGUUUCAGAGUCAAUCCUUGCAGGGGCGGCCGCAGCGCUGAAGGUAAUGAUAGGAUCUUCCCACGACAUUCACACAAGCAGUCCGAACCUCAAGCAACACAGAAGAUUAAUAAGAUGAGUAGAGCCGACAAAAUGAAAAAAGAUGCUCAAAGGAGGAGAAAAGAACGCGAACAGAGAGAGAAAGAGAGAAGCCGGAAAUCUAGUCUGGUUGAGAUGAGAACUUACGAUAAGACCGCCGCAAACGAAGGAUCCACAUCACCAACCAUCAGAAGAGGCAGCGUGUGCCACGUGGAGCUGAGACUACAGGAGCGACACGAGAGACUAUUGGAAAGACAGGAGCGCGAAGGUCGGAAGAUGAGCUCCACUGGAAGCCUGAGACUCAGUUCCAUUGACAGUGACAAAUCCCCUACUCCUGACGCUUCGAAGUCUAUGAGCAGGCGUAAGUCAACAUCGCAGACCGCCAAAAACGAGCGAUCUAGUAAAGUUGAGUCGCCGAAGAGCAGCGAUAUUUCAGAGGCCUCCUCAACUGAAAGUGUAAGCGGGUCUUUAGAGAAUAUUCAACCGCGAGGAGUGGAAAGGAGAAGAAAAUCUAAGCAGUUGGACAACCGAAGAGCAUCAGCAACGGUCAAGAACCAAAAGAGUAACGAUGAAAAUGGUAACGUGAUCCAGGUGGAGUCAUCGAGUCUAGCAGCAGAAAUUUCAAUGCAAAAGUCGUGUCGAGACCUUGACGAAGCUUACAUUUCUCUUGAAGAAGGCAGUAGAGAGAACGUUCCUGGAGAAGAAGAAGAAGCAAAGUCCGACGAAGACACUGAUUCUGUGGAGUCAGAUAAAACAUGCACUGGAAGCAUAGUUGAAGGUCCCAUAACACCUAUAAAGGCUGCUGACGAGAUAAGAAUAACUACUGAAGGUCCAACGGACAAACAACCAUCUCCGGCGAUUGAGGAUACCGAACAUACGAUCACUCACGAGACGCAAAAAUCCUGUGGAUCAUUCUUGGAGGUUCCUGUUCUUGGAGACAUCCAAGAGGAAUCUACUUCCGUGAAAUACUCAAGGUCAACUUCCACCACAAGUGAUCUAGGAGGCUCCAUAUGUGAAGAUAAUGAAGAAAAUUCUGAUCAAGCUCUCAGCGAAAUUGAACAGAAAAUUAUGGAGAAUAAAUCUCGAGCUCGAUCUCUUAGCAUGCAGCCGCGACAAACGCUGACCGUCAUCCCUAGGGUUCGCAAUAGGUCCAACUCGGUGCACCAGCCAACAAUCGUUGACAGAGCCCGGCCAUGGGGAGAAAUUUGUAGCGGAUCCGUUGCGAAAGCGCUGAAAAAUUUAACGAUGCGAGAAGAAGAAGAAGAGGAUGAAGAUGCAACUAGAGUAAGCCAAGAUUUUACGAAGCGAAGGCAAUCGUCACCACCGCGCUUCUUCAUGGCAGGUGAACUGCAACCACAAACCGCGGUGUCGCCACAGUGCAAGCAGUAACUGAAAUGUAGUGGCACAGAAAGAAUUUAUUCAAUAUGUGCCCCAGAUUUUCUAGUCAAAAUUACUAUACCAAGAAAACCCCAUCUACGAAUAAAAAAAGAACAAAGCUUUUUCGUUCUAGUCCAAGACUGCGUUUGUAUUUGCUGCAGAGGCUGUUUAGAUGUCAACUUGAGCUAAUCAUUAUUCACGUUCAUGCCCACCACUGUCUUUCAGUUCACUGCUUCCACUGCAUGCCGCGUCAUGCCCCAUCGUUACUUUCGUCAACAAUUCUCGAAAUUUAGUGUAGACCCGAGACCUCAAUAUCCUUGGGUACGAGGCAGCUCGAAGUAUUUUUCUCAUUACAAGGUUGAAGCUAGAGUUAUGACUUCAGGUGAUCAGCUAUUAUACUAUAAUCUUAGUGUUGACCGUCCAUUUUCUACUGGCCGCGAAUUUUAUAUCGUCUAUAACUUGAUUAUUGAGUUUCUUUAGAGUUCUUCAUUUAAGUUAACAUUCAUAAAUCUAACUCUCAUUCUGUGAAAAAAUUAAAAAUCUAAAUAAAGUCGUCCACGAACGAGUAA